Messenger RNA from Thyridium curvatum, 1032 nucleotides. RefSeq lists its product as uncharacterized. Bases 1 to 1032 code for a protein of 343 amino acids. NCBI's taxonomy places the organism in Eukaryota, Fungi, Ascomycota, Sordariomycetes, Thyridiales, Thyridiaceae. The transcript is spliced from 2 exons. The record is from RefSeq and is a predicted model, not a curated record.
AUGUUCGACAUCGCAUCCGACCUCCGAGCAAUGUCUUCUUCGCAAGCCAACCACCGCCCUUCGGCCGCCGCCGACAAGGAGAAGAAGGCGGAUGAGUCGGCCGCGCAGCCAAGCACGACCGCACCUCAGACGACCCAGACCACCACCACCCCGGCCUCAUCCGAGAACGGCCAGCCAGCCGACGUCCUCCGACGACCAUCCUCAGCACCACCCCUGGUGGGCGCCCACGGACGGGACGAGCAGGAGGAGGAGGCGGACUCGGGCAUGCUGAUCCAGACCCACGGGCGGCGCGCCGACCAGGCCCGGUCCCGCCUCGCCGACAUCCACUUCAGGGCCGUGGACGAGAACGGGCGGGCGAGGGGCCUCAAGCCCAAGCCCUGGGAGCGCCUGCGAGACAAGCUCAUCCCCGGCCGACGCCCGCCCAAGCCCUCGGCAGGAGGAGGAGGAGGAGGGCACGGCGGACUGCAGAGCAUCCGGGAAGACGGCGGCAGAGACGGCGGCAGCUUCGAGCGGGCCAGCAUCUCGCCGUCGCAGAGCGACAUCGAGGCCCUGGACGCGUGCUUCGAGGGCGUCGGCGCGCGCAGCGGCAGCAGCGUCGUCUUUGACGACAGCCAGUGCUCGAGGGUCAUGUCGAGGCAGUCGUCGAGCUACCUGGCCUCUCUGUCGAGACAGCGUGCCAAUACCGCGCCAAAUGCCACGGACAACGGCAACAACAAUGCGGCCCGCAAGAUGCAGCAUCUCCCGCCUCCGCCGGAGGACGACGACGACGAGAGCGUCUCCAUCACCUCGUCCUGGGACGUCGUCUCGGCCGUCUCGCAGAACCCGCGGCCCAACAGGCUCAAGGAGCGCUUCACCGGCAUGGCAGAGGCCGCUAGACGAGGCAUGCCCAAGCUGGUGGGGAAGCUCGACAAGCUCCGCGGGCGGGCGCGGCACAGCCGCAACACCGAGGAGUUUGGACACUACCAGCUCCUGGAAGACGAGGGCGAGGAGGAGUGGCAGACGUCUGAGAGCCGGCCGCGGCUCAGGGGCUGA